This is a messenger RNA of Necator americanus (New World hookworm), 777 nucleotides long. RefSeq lists its product as uncharacterized. The record is from RefSeq and is a predicted model, not a curated record. The transcript has 2 exons. Bases 1 to 777 code for a protein of 258 amino acids. NCBI's taxonomy places the organism in Eukaryota, Metazoa, Nematoda, Chromadorea, Rhabditida, Ancylostomatidae.
AUGGCGGAAGAUUCCCAUAAAUUGCAAAAAGGUGAUGUCGUCCAGCACACCGCCAAAACCCAUAACCUGAAAGGUCAACUACCUGAAGGGAGCAUGGAAUCUUUGGCAACAACCAUUCGUUUCGUCACGCUGAACUGCCGAACACUACCGAGAGAACUCCAACAAGCCGCUCUAUCCAGACUUCUGCGAUAUCUCUGUGUGCCUCUUGCUGUUCUGCAGGAAACACGCAUGAAAGGUCGGCCUGUCAUCAGCAUCGAAAAUUACACCAUAUACUGCGGCGAUGCUGAUGAGAACAAAGUAGAUGGCUGUACGAUAGCUGUGAGGAUCGAUUACAAGAACCUGGCGGAGCAAUUUGGCUCAACAACGUCUAGAUGCGCCUUUCUAGGACUGCGGGAUCGCAGAGGACGUAAACUCUGGAUCGUAAGUGCUAACGCACCUACGGAAAUCGCUGAGGACAACAGUGAGGACACCUUCUAUGACGAACUCAAUGCGUUGAUGUCUAAAAUACCAAGCCAGCAGGUGGUCAUUGUCGGAAUCGACGCAAAUACGAAGAUGGGGCUUGAACAGCAAUCCGAUGCUAGGAAAAUGCUCGAUUACGUUCUGGCGAGGAACAUUCUUUGGUCAGAUAUCCGAAAAUCUAAAGCUGUUUCGGACGUCGCGUUCGACUCUGACCACCGUCCAGUUCUCCUCAGCUUCAACAUACGGUUCCACAAGAGAAACCGAGGAGUUCCUCUUCAACCGAAAAUCGACAUGGCAGGUCUGAAAGACGAUGAUUGA